AUGUAUUUUGAUACUAUACUAGAUAUUGAUAAAAUCUGGAUUUCAAAAUUACGGAGUAGUGUGGAAUAUAGGCAAGGACUGAACCAUUUUUUAGACUUUGCGUUUGCGAAUGCAUCCUCUGAUGGCAUGAUAAAGUGUCCAUGUCCUAAAUGCGGGUUUCAACUUAUGCAAACAAGAGAGGAUGCGUACGACCAUCUGUUGUUACGACCAUUUCCCGCUGGAUAUACUAUUUGGGUGCGUCAUGGUGAGAAGCCGGUUGAAGAGAGGCCGGGAUUGGGACGAGUAGAUGACAAUCUGAUAUCUCAAGUGAAUCAGAUGCACCAAAUGGUGAACGAGGCAUUCAAUUUCCCGAUCCAACAUGGGAGUGAGGACAUCACAACAAUCGAACAUGCAGAAGAUAAUGAAGACGUGUUACCGAGCCUGUAUGAAGGUCCAAGUCGCGCGGCGCGGGAUUUUAACGAUUUACUGUCAGAUGGAGAACAAGAGUUAUAUCCCGGAUGCUCAAAGUACUCCAAAUUGUCAUUUUUAGUGAAGCUUUAUCAUAUCAAGUGUAUGUGUGGUGUGAGUGACAAGGCAAUGACAAUGAUUCUUGACUUACUGCGGGACGCAUUCGAACAAGCAAAACUUCCAAAGACGGUGUAUGAAGCCAGGAAGACAAUAAGAAAGCUGGGUAUUGAAUACGCUAAGAUAGAUGCUUGUCCAAAUGAUUGUAUGUUGUACCGAGGUGAUGAUGCGAACCUCACUAGGUGCAAGAAAUGUGGGUGUUCAAGAUGGAAGCAGAAGACUAAAAAGGGUUCUAUUCUUAGGCUCAACGUACCAGUGAAGAGAAAUGGAAAACUUAUAGCAGCCAAGACCCUUCGUUACUUUCCCCUCAUACCACGACUGCAACGGUUAUUCAUGUGCAGCAAGACAUCGAGUGAUAUGUUAUGGCAUAAACAAGCGUCGAAUAACGAUGGUUUUCUUAGGCAUCCAAGGGACGCUGAAGCAUGGAAAAAAUUUGAUGCAAAGUAUACUAAUUUUUCAGCGGAUCCGCGCAAUGUUCGCCUGGCCUUGGCGAGCGAUGGGUUUAAUCCCUUUGGGAAUAUGAGCACAAAGUACUCCAUCUGGCCUGUGAUUCUUAUUCCGUACAAUCUACCACCUUGGAUUUGCAUGAAGCAGACAUCUUUCAUUCUAUCCACGCUUAUUCCUGGGCCGAAAAUGCCGGGUAACGACAUAGAUGUUUAUUUGCAGCCUUUGAUAGAUGAGUUGAAGCAAUUAUGGGAUGGCAUUGAAACCUAUGAUGCCAAAGAGGGAAACACUUUCAAGAUGUGUGCGGCACUAAUGUGGACUAUCAGCGACUUUCCAGGAUUGGGAAACCUAUCCGGCUGGAAUACGCAUAGUGGGUUAGCCUGUCCGACGUGUAACUUAGAUGCUAAGCCACAUCGGCUGAAAGACAGUCAAAAAUGGUGUUUCAUGGGCCAUCGACGCUUUUUAAACCAGGGACACAAAUACAGACUAGACCGGAAUAGAUUUGAUGGCAGGUCGAAGGAUGCGGAUGAAGAUGAUUCACAUUGGAAGAAGAAGAGUGUUUUCUUUGACCUCCCGUACUGGGAGGAUCAGAUGUUGCGUCAUAACCUCGAUGUGAUGCAUAUAGAGAAAAACGUGUGUGACAAUGUGGUCUUCACUAUCUUAAACGAUAGCAGCAAAUCAAAGGACAAUCUAAAAGCUCGCAGAGAUUUACAAUGCAUGGGUAUAAGGCCUGAAUUAUGGCCGGGGGAAGGUGGUAAAUAUCCUUCUGCAAUAUUUGCGAUGUCAAAUUCACAGAGGGAUGUUUUCCUGAAGACUUUGCAGAAUGUGAUAUUUCCAGAUGGUUACUCUAGCAACGUUGCUCGUUGUGUUGAUUUGCGACAGCGCAAGUUAUUUGGGUUGAAAAGUCAUGACUGUCAUAUUCUGAUGGAACAAUUACUCCCAAUUUUGGUGAAGUUUUCUCUUCCGAGUCCGGUGUCCAAUGUGAUUGCAAAUUUGUCGUCAUUUUUCCGAGAACUUUGUGGGAAAGCCAUAAACCCUAUGCAGCUUGCUGAGCUUCAAAAUCAUAUUGUGCAAACCUUGUGUCAGAUGGAGAUGAUUUUUCCUCCAUCCUUCUUCACCGUCAUGGUUCACCUCACCGUGCAUCUCGUUGAUGAGGUUACUCUUGGUGGACCCGUACAAUAUAGGUGGAUGUAUCCAAUAGAAAGGUAUUUAGGACGUCUGAAGCAAUAUGUUCGUAAUAGAGCACAACUGGAAGGCUCAAUUGCAGAAGGAUAUUUAUCUGAGGAAAUCCUGACUUUCUGUUCUAGGUAUUUGGAUAAUAUUGAGACUAGAAUUAACCGACCCGGGCGAGUUGACGAUGAGCCUGUUGACGUUCCUCACAAUUCAGAGGAGAGUAUCUUCCCAGCUAUUGGCAAGGCAUUAGGGGCAGUUUCGCAUUUCGAACUCACUCCAAUGUAA
Arachis stenosperma is the source of this 2466-nucleotide messenger RNA. RefSeq lists its product as uncharacterized. The record is from RefSeq and is a predicted model, not a curated record. Lineage: Eukaryota; Viridiplantae; Streptophyta; Magnoliopsida; Fabales; Fabaceae. The coding region runs from base 1 to 2466 and encodes 821 amino acids. The transcript has 3 exons.